UGCGCUUCCUAUAAUGGUCUCUGUAGUCGCAUUGGCUAUCCAUAAUGACGAGAAAUCAUGGCCGAUCGACAGUAUUAUGGUCUUUACAGCGCUGAGUGUCUCCAGUACUCUACGAUAUCCCUUUCUGAUGCCCCCUAUCGCUGUCAAGAGCACUUCUGGUGAUAGAGACUAGCUGCGAUCUGGGGUGUCGCCAUGACCGAAUAAACAUGCUUGACUUCUCACAGUG
Molecule: messenger RNA, 226 nt
Organism: Gamsiella multidivaricata
Lineage: Eukaryota; Fungi; Mortierellomycota; Mortierellomycetes; Mortierellales; Mortierellaceae
Exons: 1
Coding region: 14-172 (52 amino acids)
Source: RefSeq, a predicted model, not a curated record